Grammomys surdaster is the source of this 1333-nucleotide messenger RNA. Its product is annotated as cytochrome b561. The record is from RefSeq and is a predicted model, not a curated record. Gene Ontology annotation, cellular component: lysosomal membrane. Bases 40 to 792 code for a protein of 250 amino acids. Gene Ontology annotation, molecular function: oxidoreductase activity. The transcript has 6 exons. Lineage: Eukaryota; Metazoa; Chordata; Mammalia; Rodentia; Muridae.
CGCAGGCCUGGCGGCGGCGGGACGAGCUGGGGUCUCAGAAUGGAACAUAGUACUGCGUCUGUCCCGGCUGCCUUGCCAUAUUAUGUGGCCUUCUCCCAGCUGCUGGGCCUCACCGUGGUGGCUGUGACUGGUGUGUGGCUGGGUCUGUACCGAGGUGGCAUUGCUUGGGAAAGCUCCCUGCAGUUUAAUGUGCACCCGCUCUGCAUGGUCAUAGGUAUGAUCUUCCUGCAAGGAGACGCUCUGCUGGUGUACCGUGUCUUCAGAAAAGAAGCUAAACGCACGACUAAGAUCUUGCAUGGGCUGCUGCAUGUCUUUGCCUUCAUCAUCGCCCUGGUGGGCUUGGUUGCUGUGUUCGACUACCAUAAGAAGAAGGGCUAUGCCGACCUGUACAGCUUGCACAGCUGGUGUGGGAUCUUAGUCUUUGUUCUUUACUUUGUGCAGUGGCUCGUGGGUUUCAGCUUCUUCCUGUUCCCUGGAGCCUCAUUCUCUCUGCGGAGCCGCUACCGUCCUCAGCACAUUUUCUUCGGCGCCACCAUCUUCCUCCUCUCUGUGGGCACAGCCCUACUGGGCCUGAAGGAGGCCCUGCUGUUUAAACUUGGGACCAAGUACAGCACGUUUGAACCUGAGGGGGUCCUGGCCAACGUGCUAGGCUUGCUACUGGUCUGUUUUGGAGUGGUUGUACUGUACAUCUUGGCUCAAGCUGACUGGAAGCGGCCAUCCCAUGCUGAAGAACAAGCCCUCUCCAUGGACUUCAAGACACUGACAGAGGGAGACAGCCCCAGUCCCCAGUGAUUGCCUUCCUCAUCCUGUACAGGGGGCUGCACCAGGUGGUUCCCUUGGCUCUGUGGGUUUCCAGAUGUCUUUUGCUCUUCCCUGCAGACACUAAGUCUUUAGGCCCAGGGGUGUGGGGCAGUGUUAGUUUAGUGGGGUUCCAGGCUUGGGCAUUGUCCUGGCCUCCCUUCCUCCCUCCUUCUCUGUAGCUUUUGAUGCAUCCUGUGAACCACGAGUAGGCUCUGCCUGUACCCCCCUGUUGUCCACUCACAUCCGGAAAGCUUGGUUAGGGGAUCUGGGGUCAAGCCUGGCUCUGAGCCUUAUUGGAGCUAGAUAGUAGCUCCACCUCCAUGCAGCAGAUGGCUGGGGCUGGGCUUGAGGGACUGGCAUGGAGAAGUCAAGACUGCUGCUUUGUGUAUUCAACCCAGGAGUUUCAGAAGUUUGGGAAGCACGUGUCCUUGGCAGUAGAGCAAGUGAUAUUAUGUGUAAAGUAUGCUGGUGUUCAGAGUAAGGCUCCCCAGAAAGAUUGACUCUGGCUCCCGAAGGAGCCCGGGCGUUUGGA